Engraulis encrasicolus (European anchovy) is the source of this 1252-nucleotide messenger RNA. RefSeq names its product interferon-induced protein 44-like. Gene Ontology annotation, biological process: immune response. The coding region runs from base 119 to 1015 and encodes 298 amino acids. The transcript is spliced from 8 exons. The record is from RefSeq and is a predicted model, not a curated record. NCBI's taxonomy places the organism in Eukaryota, Metazoa, Chordata, Actinopteri, Clupeiformes, Engraulidae.
ACAGGUAGGCUAUACGCCAUAAGGGUUCCGUGUGUCAUUAAGGAAAUUUGUUCCAUUAAGUGGCGACGUGGAGAGCUUCUCUGAAGAUUUUGCUGAACUACAGCCUUAAACAGUCACUAUGGGAGGUUCUAAGUCUAAGUCUGUUCCUGUUCCUGUUCCUAGCCCCUUUUUGCCUGACCACUGGAGGAAAAUUGACUUUUCAACAUCAAACAAGACUAGGCUUCUCGAGGAAAUAAGGAAUUUUGAUAUCGUCCACCCUGAGGUUAAACAGUUACGCAUCCUUGUACAUGGCCCAGUUGGUGCAGGAAAGUCCAGUUUCAUCAGCUCGAUUGCCAGCAUCUUUAAGGGUCGCAUGGUUCAAGCCGCUUUGGUUGAUACUGGUAGCUACAAUGUCGGAAGCUUCACCAAGAAGUUUGAGAGCAUUAAACUCAGAGAUAAAGGCGGGAAGGUCCUGCCAUUUCUCAUCUGUGACAUCAUGGGACUGGAGGACGAUGUGUCUGGGGCUCGUACUGAGGACCUUGUAAUUGCCCUGGAGGGUCAUCUCAAAGAUGGUUACAUGUUUAACCCUGUAGGCUCUAUGGCAAAGAAUGACCCACACUACAACCGUUAUCCAACCUUGAAUGAUAAAAUCCACUGCCUGGUCAGCAUCCUGCCUGGAGAUGGAAUCAACAUGAUGGACUCUGCCGAUGCCCGCACUGUGAUCCAAAAACUCAGAGAGAUCAGAGAGAAGGCCUCUGAAUUGAAAAUCCCUCAAGUUAUUAUCAUGACGAAAGCGGACUUGGCCUGUGCUGAAGUCUACAAAGACCCGAAGAAGAUCUACAAGAGCAAGGAGAUCAAAAAAAUGAUGGAAGUAUGCACUGACAAGUUGGGUAUCCCCCUGAACUUUGUUCUACCGGUGAAGAACUACCAUGAAGAGAAUGCGCUGGAUGAUGGCAUGGAUAUUCUGCUUCUCUCCGCUCUGAAGAGCAUCCUCAACUUUGCCAAUGACCAUGUGGAGAGUCAACUGGAUGACUGAAGCCAUAAACAGAGCACUUAUAAUCACUUAUAAUCAGUAGCCUAUUUAUGCUACAGUGCAUUUACAACACACAUGAAAGUGCAUUACAUUAAGAUGGAGUUAUUGAUGAUUUAUUAAAUCAGCUAAAGCCCAGUAAUGAUCAAAAGGCCAAAUAAUUGCGAUUGUAUGUAAUAUUUGAUCUGUAAAAGAGGUUCACCAGUGUACUUUGAAGAAUUAUUAAAGUAUAUCACUACCAUA